Messenger RNA from Fraxinus pennsylvanica, 681 nucleotides. The record is from the annotation of a GenBank genome assembly. NCBI's taxonomy places the organism in Eukaryota, Viridiplantae, Streptophyta, Magnoliopsida, Lamiales, Oleaceae.
AUGAGAAAUAGGAUGCCGACCACUAAUGAAUGUUCAACUUCAUCUUCAAUAAGCAAUCAACAGGAUGCUGGGAAUGAUAGGAUGAUUGCCGUCUUACUUUCUGAAGAGUAUGCUAAAUUAGAUGGUGCAAUUGCUCAACGGCUUUCCGAGUUUGCACCUGUUCCUCACAUUCCGCGGAUCAAUUCACACAUUCCCACCUUAAGCGACACAAAUUUGGAUUACCAACGGCUCCUCCAAAGGCUAAAUGUUUAUGACUUGUACGAAGUGAAGGUGUCUGGGGAUGGAAAUUGUCAGUUCCGUGCACUUUCAGACCAGAUCUAUAGAUCGCCCGACCAUCACAAGCAUGUGCGUAAGGAAGUUGUAAAACAGCUUAAAGAUAACCGUGCUUUGUAUGAAGGUUAUGUUCCAAUGAUGUACAAGCACUAUUACAAGAAAAUGGCAAAGUCAGGUGAAUGGGGAGACCAUGUCACAUUACAAGCAGCAGCCGACAAGUUUGCUGCGAAGAUUUGUCUUUUGACUUCAUUCAGAGAUACUUGCUUCAUUGAAAUUGUUCCACAAUAUCAGACACCUACGCGAGAGCUAUGGUUAAGUUUUUGGUCUGAGGUGCAUUACAAUUCACUUUAUGAAAUGCAAGAUGCUCCCUUGCCCCACGAGCCAAGGAGGAAACAUUGGUUGUUUUAA